This is a messenger RNA of Nomascus leucogenys (northern white-cheeked gibbon), 3347 nucleotides long. It is a transcript of the gene MIB2, whose product is annotated as mindbomb E3 ubiquitin protein ligase 2. NCBI's taxonomy places the organism in Eukaryota, Metazoa, Chordata, Mammalia, Primates, Hylobatidae. Gene Ontology annotation, molecular function: ubiquitin-protein transferase activity; protein binding; zinc ion binding. The transcript has 20 exons. The record is from RefSeq and is a predicted model, not a curated record. Gene Ontology annotation, cellular component: cytoplasm. Gene Ontology annotation, biological process: protein ubiquitination. Bases 362 to 3271 code for a protein of 969 amino acids.
CUCGCGCGGCCGGGGGCCCGCGGCGCUGGGGUCGGCGCCGGGGUCGUUGUCUGGGCCGGGUGGGUUGCGGCGCGCGGCCGGCGCUCUGGCCUGGCCUGGCCGCCGCUGAGCAGUCGGGGCCGGUGGGUGGCCUCGCACGCCGGGACAGACCGACAGACGGACUGGCCGGCAGUCCCGCGCCCCCGAGCGGAGCGGGCCGGACGGAAACGUCCGGGCAAGUUGGGGUCGGCAGAGUUGGAAGCCCAGCGAGGCUAGAGGCCAGUCCCAAAGUCUCCAGGCAUCAGAGCUGCAGCCCAGGAGCCUCAAGGCGGCCCGGCGGGCGACUGGACGGCCGGACAGGUCCCGAGCAGCCCGGCCUACCAUGGACCCCUCUGCCCACAGGUCCCGAGCAGCCCCGCCCAACAUGGACCCAGACCCCCAGGCGGGCGUGCAGGUGGGCAUGCGGGUGGUGCGCGGCGUGGACUGGAAGUGGGGCCAGCAGGACGGCGGCGAGGGCGGCGUGGGCACGGUGGUGGAGCUUGGCCGCCACGGCAGCCCCUCGACACCCGACCGCACAGUGGUCGUGCAGUGGGACCAGGGCACGCGCACCAACUACCGCGCCGGCUACCAGGGCGCACACGACCUGCUGCUCUACGACAACGCCCAGAUCGGCGUCCGGCACCCCAACAUCAUCUGUGACUGCUGCAAGAAGCACGGGCUACGGGGGAUGCGCUGGAAGUGCCGCGUGUGCCUGGACUACGACCUCUGCACGCAGUGCUACAUGCACAACAAGCACGAACUCGCCCACGCCUUCGACCGCUACGAGACCGCUCACUCGCGCCCUGUCACACUGAGUCCCCGCCAGGGCCUCCCGAGGAUCCCACUAAGGGGCAUCUUCCAGGGAGCGAAGGUGGUGCGAGGCCCCGACUGGGAGUGGGGCUCACAGGAUGGAGGGGAAGGGAAACCAGGCCGUGUGGUGGACAUCCGUGGCUGGGAUGUGGAGACAGGCCGGAGUGUGGCCAGCGUGACGUGGGCUGAUGGUACCACCAACGUGUACCGUGUGGGCCACAAGGGCAAGGUGGACCUCAAGUGUGUGGGCGAGGCAGCGGGCGGCUUCUACUACAAGGACCACCUCCCAAGGCUUGGCAAGCCGGCCGAGCUGCAGCGCAGGGUGAGUGCUGACAGCCAGCCCUUCCAGCACGGGGACAAGGUCAAAUGUCUGCUGGACACUGACAUCCUGCGGGAGAUGCAGGAAGGCCAUGGCGGCUGGAACCCCAGGAUGGCGGAGUUUAUCGGACAGACGGGCACCGUGCAUCGCAUCACGGACCGAGGGGACGUGCGCGUGCAGUUCAACCACGAGACGCGCUGGACCUUCCACCCCGGGGCGCUCACCAAGCACCACUCCUUCUGGGUGGGCGACGUGGUCCGGGUCAUCGGCGACCUUGACACAGUGAAGCGGCUGCAGGCUGGGCACGGCGAGUGGACAGACGACAUGGCCCCUGCCCUGGGCCGCGUCGGAAAAGUGGUGAAAGUGUUUGGAGACGGGAACCUGCGUGUAGCAGUCGCUGGUCAGCGGUGGACCUUCAGCCCCUCCUGCCUGGUGGCCUACAGGCCCGAGGAGGAUGCCAACCUGGAUGUGGCUGAGCGCGCCCGGGAGAACAAAAGCUCACUGAGUGUGGCCCUGGACAAGCUUCGGGCCCAGAAGAGUGACCCAGAGCACCCGGGAAGGCUGGUGGUGGAGGUGGCGCUGGGUAACGCAGCCCGGGCUCUGGACCUGCUGCGGAGGCGCCCAGAGCAGGUGGACACCAAGAACCAAGGCCGGACCGCUCUGCAAAUGGCUGCCUACUUGGGCCAGGUGGAGUUGGUACGGCUGCUGCUACAAGCCAGGGCAGGUGUGGACCUGCCAGACGACGAGGGCAACACGGCGCUGCACUACGCAGCCCUGGGGAACCAGCCCGAGGCCGCCAGGGUGCUCCUGAAUGCUGGGGGCCGGGCGGACGCCAUCAACAGCACCCAGAGCACAGCACUGCACGUGGCUGUGCAGAGGGGCUUCCUGGAGGUGGUGCGGGCCCUGUGUGAGCGUGGCUGUGACGUCAACCUGCCCGACGUCCACUCGGACACGCCCCUGCACUCCGCCAUCUCAGCGGGUACUGGAGCCAGCGGCAUCGUCGAGGUCCUCACGGAGGUGCCAACCAUCGAUGUCACCGCCACCAACAGCCAGGGUUUCACCCUGCUGCACCAUGCCUCCCUCAAGGGCCACGCGCUAGCUGUGAGAAAGAUUCUGACUCGGGCGCGGCAGCUGGUGGACGCCAAGAAGGAGGACGGCUUCACGGCGCUGCACCUGGCCGCCCUCAACAACCACCGCGAGGUGGCCCAGAUCCUCAUCCGGGAGGGCCGCUGUGAUGUGAAUGUGCGCAACCGGAAGCUGCAGUCUCCCCUGCAUCUGGCCGUGCAGCAGGCCCACGUGGGGCUGGUGCCACUACUGGUGGACGCUGGGUGCAGUGUCAACGCCGAGGACGAGGAGGGGGACACAGCCCUGCACGUGGCGCUGCAGCGUCAUCAGCUGCUGCCCCUGGUGGCUGAUGGGGCCGGGGGGGACCCAGGGCCCUUGCAGCUGCUGUCCAGGCUACAGGCCUCAGGCCUCCCCGGCAGCGCGGAGCUGACGGUGGGCGCGGCAGUCGCAUGCUUCCUGGCGCUGGAGGGCGCCGACGUGAGCUACACCAACCACCGCGGCCGGAGCCCGCUGGACCUGGCCGCCGAGGGCCGCGUGCUCAAGGCCCUUCAGGGCUGCGCCCAGCGAUUCCGGGAGCGGCAGGCGGGCGGGGGCGCAGCCCCGGGCCCCAGGCACACGCUCGGGACGCCCAACACCGUGACGAACCUGCACGUGGGCGCCGCGCCGGGGCCCGAGGCCGCUGAGUGCCUGGUGUGCUCCGAGCUGGCGCUGCUGGUGCUGUUCUCGCCCUGCCAGCACCGCACCGUGUGCGAGGAGUGCGCGCGCAGAAUGAAGAAGUGCAUCAGGUGCCAGGUUGUCGUCAGCAAGAAACUGCGCCCAGACGGCUCUGAGGUGGCGAGCGCCCCCCCCGCCCCCGGCCCGCCGCGCCAGCUGGUGGAGGAGCUGCAGAGCCGCUACCGGCAGAUGGAGGAACGUAUCACCUGCCCCAUCUGCAUCGACAGCCACAUCCGCCUCGUGUUCCAGUGCGGCCACGGCGCAUGCGCCCCCUGCGGCUCCGCGCUCAGCGCCUGCCCCAUCUGCCGCCAGCCCAUCCGCGACCGCAUCCAGAUCUUCGUGUGAGCCGCGCCGUCCGUCACGCCCGAGCUGCCUUCGCGUGCCCCCGCCCUGUGUUUUAUAAAAAGAUUCUUGGACGUUG